CAACCCAGGACGCAGGCGCGUGCGCGCCGUACGCAUAAAUCCCGCGGUGGGCGGCGCCGCGCUCAUCCGAGCAUCAUGGAGAGCCAGCUCGGGCCGCAGCCUGGCAGUCCGGGCCGCGCCGAGAGGCUGAACGCGCGGCUGCUGGACGAAUUCGUGUCGCUGCACGGCCCCGCGCUGCGUGCCUCGGGAGUUCCGGAGCGACUAUGGGGCCGCCUUCUGCACAAGCUGGAGCACGAGGUUUUCGAUGCCGGGGAGAUGUUUGGGAUAAUGCAGGUGGAGGAGGUGGAGGAGGCUGAGGACGAGGCGGCCAGGGAGGCUCAGAGAAAGCAGCCUAAUCCUGGGGGCGAGCUGUGCUACAAGGUCAUUGUGACCAGUGAGAGCGGCGUCCGGGCGGACGACCCCAACAGCAUCUUCCUCAUCGACCACGCCUGGACGUGCCGUGUGGAGCAUGCACGCAAGCAGCUGCAGCAGGUGCCUGGCCUCCUGCACCGGAUGGCCAACCUCAUGGGCAUCGAGUUCCAUGGGGAAGUGCCCAGCCCAGAGGUUGUGGCCCUAGUGCUGGAGGAGAUGUGGAAAUUCAACCAGACCUAUCAGCUGGCCCACGGGACGGCCGAAGAGAAGGUGCCGGUGUGGUACAUCAUGGACGAGUUCGGCUCAAGGAUCCAGCACUCAGACAUGCCCAGCUUCGCCACUGCUCCCUUCUUCUACAUGCCGCAGCAGGUGGCAUACACGCUGCUGUGGCCCCUAAGGGACCUGGACACAGGCGAGGAGGUGACCCGGGACUUUGCCUACGGAGAGGCAGACCCUCUGAUCCGGAAGUGCAUGCUGCUGCCCUGGGCCCCCGCCGACAUGCUGGACCUCAGCUCCUCUACGCCUGAGCCUCCUGCCAAGUACUACCAGGCCAUUUUGGAGGAAAACAAGGAGAAACUGCCGCUCACCAUUAGCCCGGUGGCACGUCCCCAGGGCCACACCUUCAGGGUCCACUGCGACGUGCAGCAGGUUCUCAGCCACCUCACCCACCCUCGUUUCACCUUCACCGAGAGCGAGGCUGACGCCGACAUCCUCUUCCACUUCUCGCACUUCAAGGACUACAUGAAACUCAGCCAAGAGAGCCCACAGGUGCUGCUCAACCAGUUCCCCUGCGAGAACCUGCUGACUGUUAAGGACUGUCUGGCCUCCAUCGCUCGUCGGGCUGGGGGUCCUGAGGGUCCCCCCUGGCUACCCCGAACCUUCAACCUGCGCACUGAGCUACCCCAGUUUGUCAGCUAUUUCCAGCACCGGGAGAGACGGGGUGAAGACAACCACUGGAUCUGCAAGCCCUGGAACCUGGCCCGCAGCCUGGACACUCACGUCACCAACAACCUUCACAGCAUCAUUCGACACCGAGAGAGCACCCCCAAGGUUGUGUCCAAGUACAUUGAAAGUCCCGUCUUGUUCUUCCGGGAAGACGUGGGGAACGUCAAGUUUGACAUCCGCUACAUUGUGCUGCUGCGCUCGGUGAAGCCGCUGCGGGUGUUUGUAUACGAUGUGUUCUGGCUGCGCUUCUCCAAUCGGCCCUUCGCCCUCAAUGACCUAGACGACUAUGAGAAGCAUUUCACCGUCAUGAACUAUGACCCGGAUGUGGUGCUGAAGCAGGUUCACUAUAAUGAAUUCAUUGCCCAGUUUGAGGUGCAGUACCCAGAGUUUCCCUGGGGUGACGUCCAGGCUAAGAUCUUCAAGGCCUUCACAGAGCUGUUCCAAGUGGCAUGUGCCCAGCCACCGCCCAUGGGCCUCUGCGACUACCCCUCAUCCCGGGCCAUAUAUGCUAUUGACCUCAUGCUCAAGUGGGCCAGCCACCCAGAUGGAAAGCGGAUAAUGCAGCCCCAGAUCCUGGAGGUGAACUUCAACCCCGACUGUGAGCGAGCUUGCAAGUACCACCCCUCAUUCUUCAACGAUGUCUUCAGCACCUUGUUCCUGGACGAGACCGAAGACUGCCAUGUCUCCCGCAUCAUCUAGGUGUCCAGAGUUCCGCCUGUGCUUGUAGCUGGUUCCAGCAUCUGCUCACGGAACUGCCUCUGCAGUCCCAGCCUUCUCCCUCCCUCUCUUCCCUCCUUUCCUCCCUCCCUCCCUCGCCAGCCAGAGCCUCAGCCUAAGGAAGGCUCAGCUCUCCUGAGCCGGGUUCCUGCUUCCUAUGUGGGGUAUCAGGGCCAUAUGUGGCAGGGCUGGGCUCUGACCAGGCCCUUCUCUUAACGCCCUCUUCUCUGAUGAGUCUGUAGCUCAGCCGAGGGCUUUUCUCCUGGCAUCCAGAGAGCACGCAGAUAGGGUUCCUCAGGGAAGUGUUAGGGAGCCCUGUAUCCACCAGGGCCUGGGAGUACUCUCUCAGAAUCUCUGCCCUCCUGUCCCAUGGCUGCUGGAAGCAGGGUAUGAGAACCCUGUGUUGCACCCACAGGCCCCAGAACAGCCAAGGGGAAACGUUUGCCAACCCGGCCUUAAGCCUCGGUGUCCUCCACCAGAGCCUUCACCAGCAGCCUUCCCAGCCGUGCCAGCCUUUAGUAUUUCUUCCCCUUCUGGGAAGCUGGGCUGUUCAGAGUCCCAUGUGCUCUGCGAGCUGGCACCUCACCAAGUCCCACCGUGCUCUUGUGGGAGACAGGGUGCUAGGGUGCUCUAGGGUGUGGUGUUUUCGUGGCAGAGUCCAGGUAAGGGUGACUGGAAAUGCCAGAGCUGCUAGGAUGGCCCUGGGGAGAACUUCAUGUGGGAAUCAGGCUGCCUCUUGCCAAGGUUCAGUCAAAGUGUUAAGGUUAAUUUCUUUUAACCUACAGAAAGACAAUGUAACUUGGAGUUCCUAAUUUUGUUGCUGGAAUUUGAAGUCAGCCACCAUUGUUUCUAUAACUGCAGGGUGCCUGGAUGCAGCUCCCUAGGAAGUGGGCGUGGUUAGAGGGGGCGGGAGCUGCUUCCAGACUCCUACUGUUCAGGUGGGGCACUGUGGUGGCUGUUGUACUUGUGAAGGUAAAAGUGACCCUCUCUUAGCAUGACUGGACUUGGUUCUCCCUGCUCAUCUCUGGGCAUGUAGGCCACCUGUUAGGCACCUACAGGUCCCUAACCAUAUUGGGUCCAGCCACCAUCAGGGUCAGGGUAGACACUUCUCGUGGUCCUGCCCCUGGAAAGCUGCUGGCCUCUGACCUUUUAUACUGCAAUAAAAUUUGCCUUUUCA
Molecule: messenger RNA, 3190 nt
Organism: Apodemus sylvaticus (European woodmouse)
Lineage: Eukaryota; Metazoa; Chordata; Mammalia; Rodentia; Muridae
Gene: Ttll12
Product: tubulin tyrosine ligase like 12
Exons: 14
Coding region: 76-1995 (639 amino acids)
Biological process (GO): protein modification process
Source: RefSeq, a predicted model, not a curated record